AUGGACGGGGACGACGCCGGCGGCCAGUUCCUCGCGGCCUCCGCUUCUCCGCGCGCCGAGGAGGCGAUCGCCGCGGCUCAGGAUGACGCCCGCCUCCCCCUCACCCCCUCCGCCGGCGAGGACUACGACGACCUCUACGGUGACGUCAACGUCGGCUUCAUCCCGCUGCUGCCGCUCUCCCCCUCUCCGGCUCCGACAUCGCCUCCGAAAACCCCAUCCCCCGGCCGCUCCAUCCAGUUCCCACCCCAGUCGCCGCACCGUCUCCCGCCUCCGGAACACCUACCCGCGCCCGCGCCGCAGCCGAGACCCGAAACCGCGCGACACCAGCCGCCGCAGCCUCUUCCGCCCGUGCCGAGACACCACAUGACGCCGACGCAGCCGCAGCCGCAGCGCCCGCCGCGCGGUGGCGGCGCCUCCUACUCGUCGCCGCCCAGGUGCACGCCGCUGUACAUCAGCGAGCUCCACUGGUGGACGACGGACGCGGAGGUGGAGGCCGCGCUCGCGCCCGCGCCGCACGACGCCGCCGCCGCGCUUUACGGCCUCCGCUUCUAUUCUGACAAGUUCACCGGCAAGUCGCGCGGCAUCUGCCGCGCCGACUUCCUCCAUCCCGCCGCGGCCGCCUCGGCCGCCACCGCGCUCCAUGGCCACACAUUCCACGGGCGCCACUGCGUCGCCUCGCUCGACCGCCCUCCCUCCCUCCACCGCCUGGGCGACGAUUCCGACUCCUACACCGAAGCCGCCCGGUCCCCCAACCCUACCAGAGGCCUCGGCAACGGCGGUCGUGGUGCGAGCGAUGCGACGGCGGUUCGAGGCAAUAUGGCCCCCGCGUUGGGUGAUCGGCCGCCUCUGGCGCCACCUCAGCCGUCCGUGGUUCCCCGGCCGACACCUAGCCGGCCGUUCGCUGGCAUUUUGGGAGGUGUUGGUGGGUACGGUGGGUUUCAGUCAAUGGCACAGUACAAUGCGGGGAUGAUGGGCAAUGGUAUGAUGUCGUCGGCAUUGGCACACCACAUGAACCCACCGUUCUUUGCAGCUAGUGGGAUGGCGAUGCAAGGCUCAGGAGUCUGGCAUGGUCACGGGAUAUCUGGGGGCUUAUGGGGUGCACAGCAGGAAUAUAAUUUCAGAAGUUGUCAAAUGCCAUGGCAGCAGCUAAGAGCACCAAGGCAGCACCAACAGGCACAUCAGCAGUUUGGGAAUGGGAACUACGGGAAGCAGGGGCGUGGCUUAAGAGGCGAAGGACUAAGUAAUAAGAACGAGGAGAGGAGCAUUGGCAAUGUGAGAUAUCCUGAUAGAAGGCAGGCUGACCGUGAUGGGGGUGAUUAUUACAAAGAGAAUGAUUGUGAGAAGGGUCGCCAUCAGGAGCGCAUCGUGGACAAGGAAAGGGAGCAGGAGAAGCACUGGAAUCAGAGGGAUCGACAUGGUGGUGGCAAUAGGAGGUACCAGGAGUACACUGAGCGUGCUGACCACGAUAGGAGAGUACGGGCAAGGUCAAGGAGCCAAUCAAGGGAUGAUGGUGAUGAUGAUCAUCCAAGGAGGCGGCGCUAA
Molecule: messenger RNA, 1542 nt
Organism: Miscanthus lutarioriparius
Lineage: Eukaryota; Viridiplantae; Streptophyta; Magnoliopsida; Poales; Poaceae
Source: the annotation of a GenBank genome assembly